Molecule: messenger RNA, 735 nt
Organism: Arachis stenosperma
Lineage: Eukaryota; Viridiplantae; Streptophyta; Magnoliopsida; Fabales; Fabaceae
Exons: 3
Coding region: 1-735 (244 amino acids)
Source: RefSeq, a predicted model, not a curated record
AUGAUAGAACCUAGAAACGGUUGCAACGGGCGGAACACAGAAACCAAUCAGAAAGACAUAGCCAGCAAAAUUGGUAGCUGCAAACAGUGCAUGUUACGUGCAUGCAACCCCCGUUCCUCUCAAUGGCAAGAUCGCAAUCAGGCCUUGGACACCACUUUAUAUUCUUUCUUGUUUCGACAUAAGAUCGUACAUCUUCUUGUUUUGCUGGUUAGCGAAUCGCCGAAUCAUGUUAAUCUCCAAAGAAGCCUCACAAGAUGGAUGAGGGCAUCUCAUGGGUUUGAGGCACUCAUGAGGACCUUCUUUGAUCUUCUCAUUGAUGUAGCGCUUCCAACAAUCGACGCAGUAUGCGUGGCCACACUUGGCGGAUUUCAACUUCUUCUCCAAGCAAACCAUUCUUCUUCUUCUUCAUCUUCCAAUGAUUCAUCGUCUUCUUCGUCUUCCAGAGAUUCUUCUUCUUCGUCUUCCAGUGAUUCAUCGUCUUCUUCGUCUUCCAGAGAUUCUUCUUCAUCGUCUUCCAGUGAUUCAUCGUCUUCUUCAUCUUCCAGAGAUUCUUCUUCUUCGUCUUCCAGUGAUUCAUCGUCUUCUUCGUCUUCCAGAGAUUCUUCUUCAUCGUCUUCCAGUGAUUCAUCGUCUUCUUCAUCUUCCAGAGAUUCUUCUUCGUCUUCCAGUGAUUCAUCGUCAUCUUCGUCUUCCAGUGAUUCUUCGUCUUCUUCAUCUUCCAUUUCAUAUGUGUAG